AUGGAAAGGCUUCAACGAAUGUUCGCCGGUGCCGGUGGAGCCCUAGGUCAUCCACCUCCAGAUUCCCCAACCCUAGAUUCCUCCGAGCAAGUCUACAUCUCAUCCCUCGCCCUUCUCAAGAUGCUUAAACACGGUAGGGCUGGUGUUCCCAUGGAGGUUAUGGGUUUGAUGCUUGGAGAGUUUGUUGAUGAGUACACCGUUCGUGUUGUUGAUGUGUUUGCAAUGCCACAGAGUGGAACUGGUGUUAGUGUUGAAGCGGUUGAUCAUGUUUUUCAGACUAAUAUGCUUGAUAUGCUUAAACAAACUGGACGACCUGAGAUGGUUGUUGGUUGGUACCAUUCACAUCCUGGAUUUGGAUGUUGGUUGUCUGGGGUUGACAUCAAUACACAGCAGAGUUUUGAGGCUUUGAAUCAGCGAGCUGUGGCUGUAGUUGUGGAUCCAAUUCAAAGUGUUAAAGGAAAAGUGGUGAUUGAUGCUUUUCGAUUGAUCAAUCCUCAGACAAUGAUGCUUGGGCAAGAACCAAGGCAGACAACAUCCAACCUGGGUCAUCUGAAUAAACCAUCCAUUCAGGCUUUGAUCCAUGGGUUGAACCGCCAUUAUUAUUCCAUAGCUAUCAAUUACAGGAAAAAUGAACUUGAGGAGAAAAUGUUGCUUAAUCUUCACAAGAAGAAAUGGACCGAUGGUUUGACACUUAGGCGAUUUGAUACACAUUCCAAAACUAACGAACAGACUGUUCAGGAAAUGCUGAGCUUAGCUACCAAAUACAACAAGGCUGUCCAAGAGGAAGAUGAACUGCCCCCUGAGAAGCUUGCAAUUGCAAAUGUGGGUAGACAAGAUGCCAAGAAGCACCUUGAAGAGCACGUCUCCAAUUUGAUGUCUUCUAACAUUGUUCAAACUCUGGGAAUGAUGCUUGACACUGUUGUCUUCUAG
Messenger RNA from Lathyrus sativus (Indian pea), 930 nucleotides. The record is from the annotation of a GenBank genome assembly. NCBI's taxonomy places the organism in Eukaryota, Viridiplantae, Streptophyta, Magnoliopsida, Fabales, Fabaceae.